UCUUAGUGGGUUAACCAAGAUUUAAAUGAGAUGAAACUGAUCUCUUUUAAAAAUAUAUAUAUAUAUUUUUUUUUCUUGUUUGUUGCUUGUAAUUAAAUUCCUGCGAAGUUUAUUUAGGGCGAAUUGAAGUAUAUUGGGACAUCAGGUACACUACAUGGCCAAAAGUUUGUGGACACCUCACCAUCACACCCAUGCGUACUUGUUGAACAUCUCAUUCCAGAUUUAUUCCCCCCCUGUGUUUGCUGUUAUAAUAAGCUCCACUCUUCUGCGAAGUCUUUCCACUAGAUUUUGUGUUCAUUCAGCUACAAGAUCAUUAGUGAGAUCAGACACUGAUGUUGGUGAGGAGGUCUGGGGUUCAGUCGGUGUUCCAGUUCAUCCCAAAGGUGUUCAGUGGGGUUGAGGUCAGGGCUCUGUGCAGGACACUCGAGUUCUUCCACUCCAACCUUCACACACCAUGUCUUCAUGGAGCUCGCUUUGUGCACAGGGGCAUUGUCAUGCUGGAACAGGUUUGAGUCUCGUAGUUCCAGUGAAGGGAAACUGUAAUCCUACAGCAUUCAGAGACGUUCUAUACAAUUGUCAGCUUUCAACUUUGUGCCAAUACUUUGGAGAAGAACCACAUAUCAGUGCGAUGGUCAAAUGUCCAGAAACCUUUUGCCAUAUCGUGUAUAUUAGAACAUUUAAGCUUAGUAGCAUGCAGCAUUUUCUGGUGGAAAUCAAAACUUGUUACAGAGACCAUACAGUGGAACUGCUUGAUAGAAGUGAUAUGACUCAUUCAUCUAACACCUUAAAAGCAGCUGUUGUCAGCAGCAAACAGGAAGCUGAACCCGAAAAGCUCGAGAAUGAGUCUUUUGGGCUCUUGCAUUGAUUCUAAUGGCUGUGCUUCUGCCAAUUUCCUGAUGCGAGUAAAAAAUCAAACUGUGGAAGGUGACCAGGGAAAAAAGACAGACCUCCAACCUCUAUUUGGAUACAUCCCAGAUGGACAAGGCUCCAUUUCCAGACCUGAAGAUGAAGGAUGGUACUACCUACCCAGGAGCAGUCCUGUCAUAUCCCGCCGUGAAGAGACGAAAAUGAAGAAAUCGCCUUCAAAUAAUAGAGAUUUACAUGAACACUCUGAUGAAAACUUUCGAAAGGGGGAGGACUUUUUUUGGGUUGGACUUUCCUCUGUUUCAAAAAUGCUCCAGAACAUUUUCCCAGAAGAACAAACGAUUCCUACUCCUUCAGCUCGGAGGACUUCUCAGGUUUUGCUUUUGGAUACACACAGCGCUUCAGCAGCUACCAGGGACGAAAAAUGUUCUGACAAGCAAAGAAACCUUUCACACGGAACUUCAGAGACCCAAUCUUCUUCAUGUGAGGAAAGUGAUCUUCUAAACACCGGAGCCUCACAACCGGAAAAAGGAACUGGCUUGAACAAAUGUCUGAUCUCAGGUGCUGAGCACGAAGAGCAAAUCUCGGAAGCUUUCUACAGGAACAGUGUGGACCUCGACCAGGAGAACGCUCAUUUUGUAGUGGUGGAUAUGGUGCUGGAGGUUCUAGAGGCGGCGAAGUGGGCUGUGUCCCAAAAACAUUCAGGCUCCUUUUCCUCAACUGACAGUGGCUACGAAGAACUCUGUGACCAUAGACUUUCUUCAAACAGGAGUUCCCAGAAUUUAGCCCGCAGAUGUUCAGCAGAAAUUCUCGCACAGAACUUGCUUGUGGAACUCGAGAGGUGGUGGAUUUCCUCAGAAGAGCUGCUACGGGAAUUUCCCCUGGCUACUGUCUCCAUGGCACCAGGAGGCGAAGCCAGCUUGAGUGACGAGAUCCGUCAGAAAAGCCGAAUGAGGGGGACACUGCUGUGGACUCCACCCCAAUUUCAGAUAAUAUCCAGCGUGAAUCCGACACAGAGGCGCAGUGACGUCAUUGCCUCUCAGCAGUUCCUUUGUGCUGGCUGUGGGACAGAAAUCGAACCACGGUACAUGAAGAGGUUGCGAUACUGUGACUACCUGGGCAAGUAUUUUUGCGAUGGUUGCCACGGCGGUGGCGAAGCCAUAAUCCCAGCGCGUGUUUUGAGCCACUGGGAUUUUGGACGAUACCCAGUGUGCCAGUUUUCCAAGCAGCUACUGGAAUCCAUUUGGGAAAAGCCACUGUUUAAGAUCACCGAUGUAGCUAAGAACCUGUACUCCCAGGCCAAGGAGCUGCAGAAAUUCAAGGAGAUCCAGGAGCAGCUGAUCUCCAUUAAGAAGCUGCUAAGAGCAUGCAGACUAUCUGAAGGAGUCCUGGAGGAGUUCCAGCAGCUUCCAUCCCACCUGAGCGACGAGCUCCACGUUUAUGCCAUGGAUGACCUCGUCAAGAUCAAAAGGGGUCAUCAUCUUACCACGGCAAAGGCAGUGAUGCGUUCUGCGACAAACCACGUGGAGGCCUGUGAGCUAUGCCAGGCAAAAGGCUUUAUCUGUGAGUUCUGCCGUGGAAAGGAUGUGCUCUUCCCCUUCCAGACAGACAUCUGCACACGCUGUCAAGAGUGUAGAGCUUGUUUCCACACUUUGUGUUUCCAAGACGAAGCGUGUCCUAAGUGCGCCCGACUCCAGAUCAGAAGAGCUGCCAGGAGAAAUUAGGAAAUUAUGAUAAUAAUAAUAAUAAUAAAAAUAAAAAAGUCAUUAAAUGCUGCUCAAUUACUUACCAAUGUACAGCAGAAUCCUUAUGAAGUUUAUACUUGGAUGCUAUUGUCUUGUUUUAAUAACUUGGGGAAGCCUUGAAAUUUUUAAUGAAACUACUUUCUUGUUUUUUCUGUCUGCAUAUGACUGAAUACUGUGUAUUUGUAGAAAAUGCCAUGCAUUAAAAAAUGUAUAUUUUUUAAA
Molecule: messenger RNA, 2831 nt
Organism: Pangasianodon hypophthalmus (striped catfish)
Lineage: Eukaryota; Metazoa; Chordata; Actinopteri; Siluriformes; Pangasiidae
Gene: rubcnl
Product: rubicon like autophagy enhancer
Exons: 13
Coding region: 840-2588 (582 amino acids)
Biological process (GO): autophagosome-endosome fusion; autophagosome-lysosome fusion; autophagosome maturation
Cellular component (GO): autophagosome membrane; intracellular membrane-bounded organelle
Molecular function (GO): phosphatidylinositol phosphate binding
Source: RefSeq, a predicted model, not a curated record